Mesorhabditis belari is the source of this 282-nucleotide messenger RNA. The record is from the annotation of a GenBank genome assembly. Lineage: Eukaryota; Metazoa; Nematoda; Chromadorea; Rhabditida; Rhabditidae.
AUGGAGUUUAUGACUAUUUUGAUUUUGCUGGGUAUCACCGGAGGUCUCUACAUUUAUUUCAAAAAAGCCCCUGAAUCCGUCUCCAAAUCUAGAAAACCCAAAGAAAGCGUUAAAGAAGGCGCCAAAGAUAAAACUCCUGUGGGUCCUCCCAGAGCUCCAAGCGAGAUACACGCACAAGCUGCAUCGUAUGACUCUCAAUACGCGACAUUGGCCGGUCUCAACAACAAUAUUUUCACCGAACCGAAAAAGGCUGGACCUAAAGAUGACAAAUUCAAGACUUAU